Molecule: messenger RNA, 1426 nt
Organism: Cheilinus undulatus (humphead wrasse)
Lineage: Eukaryota; Metazoa; Chordata; Actinopteri; Labriformes; Labridae
Gene: c5h9orf78
Product: chromosome 5 C9orf78 homolog
Exons: 9
Coding region: 100-975 (291 amino acids)
Biological process (GO): mRNA splicing, via spliceosome
Cellular component (GO): spliceosomal complex
Source: RefSeq, a predicted model, not a curated record
UUGUACGUUUGCUAAAGCUGUCCCUCUACAUAGCCAACUGAUAUCGCCAAAAGGUAUUAUUUACCAAAGCUAAAGUAAAACCGUCUGGCUGAUAUAAAAAUGCCGUGUGGCAAGAACAUUAGGAAAAGAAGGGAUUCAUCAGACGCAGAGGAAGAUGAGACGGCUGAAGAAGUGAGAUCAAAAUUAGAAGAAGCUAAAGAACUCCAGAGUUUGCGGAAACGACAGACCGGAGUCAGUGUGACUGCUUUGUUGGUGGGAGAAAAGCUGCCGCCAGAGGCUGAAAUUGAUAAUGACCCAUUUAAACUGAAGACGGGAGGAGUUGUGGACAUGAAGAAAAUCAAAGACAGAAAUAGAGACAUGACAGAAGAUGAGACGGACCUCAACCUGGGCACAUCUUUCUCUGCAGAAACAAACAGAAGAGACGAGGAUGCGGAUAUGAUGAAGUAUAUCGAGACAGAGCUUAAAAAGAAGAAGGGGUUGGUUGAAGCCGAAGAACAGAAAGUGAAGGUGAAAAAUGCAGAGGACCACCUGUAUGAGUUACCAGAGAACAUCCGAGUCAAUUCUGCCAAGAAAACAGAGGAGAUGUUAUCCAACCAGAUGCUGAGUGGGAUCCCUGAAGUUGAUCUAGGCAUCGAUGCAAAGAUAAAGAACAUCAUCUUCACAGAAGAAGCAAAGGCUAAACUUCUGGCAGAACAAAGGAACAAAAAAAAGGACCAUGGGACAUCUUUUGUACCAACAAACAUUGCUGUCAACUAUGUCCAGCACAACCGCUUUUAUCAUGAGGACGUGAAUGCUCCGCAGAGGCACCACAGACACAGAGAGGAGCCAAAAGCAAGGCCGCUGCGCGUGGGAGACACUGAGAAACCAGGACCAGAGGCAACGUCACCACCAAACUUCCGCAAACGUCCAAACAAUGAGAAGGCCACAGAUGACUACCAUUAUGAGAAGUUUAAGAAAAUGAAUCGACGAUACUGAAAUUCUGUUUGAUUUUUUUUUUUUUUAAUGACCUGAUGCCCAUGUUAUUAUUUUGAACUUUAAAUGAGCCUCAACAAAAAUGUGCAAACUGGCUUCCAUGGACAGCUGUUUAUCAGGAAACUCCCAAGACGGUGUUGUACUAUGUAAAUAUUAUUAUUAGCUCUCUGGUAUUUUCUGUAUGCUUUUGUUUUGUCAUGUUUUCUGUAAAAGGGAAGUGGGCUCAGGAAUAUCCAUUUGCAAAUUUGAUCAGAUACCUCUCUAAAUUGUAAUUAUUUGCUUUUUACUUUUCUGUUUAAUCCUUACAUUUGGCUGAAGAUAUGCUUUUUGAGGGUUUUUGGGAACAUACCAAAUUUAAAACACAAAACCACAUGCUUUAAGUUGUCCUUUUAAUGUCACCAGUGCUUUGAGGUAUAAAAAAGGAAUAAAGCAACAAUAAAAGAAAGAAAAACAA